UAAAAUGUCACUGAGUCUGGGUACGCGCGGCUCGGCGGUCUCACAGCGGGACCCGGUCGGUGUGCGAAGUCCUUGCCGCCGGAGCUGCGGCAGAAGGUCUGGUUUCCGUGCGUCCCGGGCCGGGCUGGAGCACGGGUCGGCCCCGGCUUUCCUUUGCGCGGCCGCGCUGCGGGGAGCACACGGGGCUCGGAUUCUUCGCCGCAAAGGAGCAGCAAGCCAGGACCGAGGACUGCCCGUUCUGACCAACCGCCCGCCGCCCCUGCAGGCAGCCGGCCUGCCGCCAUGGCCGACCACCUGAUGCUCGCUGAGGGCUACCGCCUGGUGCAGAGGCCGCCACCCUCCGCGCCCCACCAAGGCCCUCACGCGAUCCGGACGCUGCAGCCGUUCGCGGGUGCGGGCCUGGACAGCGGGUUGCGACCGCGCGGGACCCCUCUCGGCCCGCCACCACUGCCCCCCCAACCCGGGGCCCUGACCUACGGAGCCUUCGGGUCGCCGGCCGCCUUCCAGCCCUUUGCGGCCGCGCCGCCGCCGACUGUCUGCAGCGCGCACCUGCAGCCGACGACGACGCUGUACCCAGGCCGUGCGACCGCGCCCCCCGGCACCCCAGGAGUUAGCCCCGGCCUGCAGCCGGCUCCAGACGCCCCGGCUCCACCGCCGCUGCCGCCCGCGCACGCCUUGGGCUGCAUGGACGCCGAACUCAUCGACGAGGAGGCUCUGACGUCGCUGGAGCUGGAACUCGGGCUGCACCGCGUGCGUGAGCUGCCCGAGCUCUUCUUGGGCCAGAGCGAGUUCGACUGCUUCUCGGACUUGGGGUCAGCGCCGCCCGCCGGCUCAGUAAGCUGCUGAGCGCGGCCGGGCUCCUGCCUGGCGUGCCAGAGAGGACAAGGGGGCCUGACUGCCUGCCGGACUCCGCACAAAGCGCCUGGGCCCUGCACACACCCUCCGUGAGGGUGGAGGCAGCCAGUUACCGCGCAGAGCUCAACCCCGGGCUGGGACGCCUGGCCUCACUCUACGCCCUGCCCCCUGCAGGGUGACAGUUUGGCUUCACCUCUCUUGUCUCCGUGUCUCGGUGGUAAAGUGAAGGGGAUUGGGCCCCCUUUCGGUCUCCCCAUUCUUGGAUUGUAUCCUCCCCUCUUGGACUCUCCACCACCCCAAACCCCAGUCUGAGUCCCUCCAGGCUUCUGCCUGCUAACCCUCUCUCCUUGCGCAACCCACUGUGGUCACUGGGUCCUUGGAGCCAUCCAUCCACCUGGCCUCCAGCCCUCUCCCCACCUCCACUGCCUUAGGGAGGGGACAAUAGUACAGGCCUAACCCCUGCAGGGUGAAGCAAUGUCCCAUGUGGCCUCCAAAACCAAAAUAAAACUGGGUCACUACA
This is a messenger RNA of Manis javanica (Malayan pangolin), 1375 nucleotides long. It is a transcript of the gene CITED4, whose product is annotated as Cbp/p300 interacting transactivator with Glu/Asp rich carboxy-terminal domain 4. Gene Ontology annotation, cellular component: nucleus. The record is from RefSeq and is a predicted model, not a curated record. Gene Ontology annotation, molecular function: transcription coactivator activity. Gene Ontology annotation, biological process: regulation of DNA-templated transcription. Lineage: Eukaryota; Metazoa; Chordata; Mammalia; Pholidota; Manidae.